Messenger RNA from Syngnathus typhle (broad-nosed pipefish), 2446 nucleotides. It is a transcript of the gene gp9, whose product is annotated as glycoprotein IX platelet. The transcript has 2 exons. Bases 375 to 1202 code for a protein of 275 amino acids. Lineage: Eukaryota; Metazoa; Chordata; Actinopteri; Syngnathiformes; Syngnathidae. The record is from RefSeq and is a predicted model, not a curated record.
UUCCCAUCAUAGGGCCACUCGUCAUACUAAAACACAUCAGAGCUGAAUAUUCAGUAUUUAACUUCUCAGUGCAAUGCUGGCCUGGACGAAUAAAUAAGAAGAAUUCAAGGAUGUCGACAGCACAGAGACCAUGAAAAAUCGGACUGGUGGUUUGUCCGUGAAAGGCUCUUUGUUCCGGCGACAGCUGUGUAAGCGCUACAAGAUAUCCAUCCAUUCAUCCGUUUGAUUGUAUUCAACACAACAAUGAGUUAUGCCAACCUAUCUUUGUAGAUUGCUUUUCUUCCUGCACAUUUUGAAUAUGCACUGAGCAAGUUGCAGACAAACUCCAAUUUACAUAUGUGUAAAUUGCUUCAUUUCUGACAAGUGUCCUGUAAAUGAGAUUCUUUAAAGCCUUGCUUCUGAUGAACAGAAAUUGUUCCACAUUUCCGCUGUGCUAUGAAUUUGUUCAUUCAGUUUUGUUAUCUUUCAGGAUGCUCUCUGGUGCGGUACUAGCACACCUCCUGUUCUGGGCCGCACUGCACACCGCAGCGGCUCUUGGUCAGGCCUGCCUGUGCACAACCCUCCAGCCUGCUGGUUUGCUCGUCAACUGCACCUCUCCUGACCUCAGGGAGUUGCCUCCUCUGCCAUCAGACACCACGGAGCUCCUCGCGGAGGAUAUCGGCCUCAUCACCAUCCCCUCGGGCCUGUUUGACAAAGCGCUGGGCCUUCAACGUGUCUCCCUUGCCGGUAAUCCUUUCCACUGUGACUGCGCCAUUGAAUACGUGAGGAACUGGCUUUUGCGGAACAGAGCUGCGGUCUCUCAGGAGCCCAUAUGCUUCAGUCCCAGCUCAGUGGCUCAGAAAGCUAUCACAGAACUCACUGAUGACUACUUUAUCCCGUGCGCCCCGAGAGGUUGCGGUAGUAUCACCUCUGCUGCUGUGAUGGGAGUAAUGCUCAGCUGCCUCGUUGUUCUGCUUCUGUGGAGCCUGAGACUGGCCAAAAACUGCACCUUCACGCUUAACAUUGAGGAAAGACACUCGCGAGUCAAAGGUGACUCUUUGCAUCCACUGCGGGUGAGACACAGGAGGAGGCUGUCAGCUGUCAAUCAACAUUUUCAGCUACUCACUGAGGAUCUGGAAAGGCAUCCUGUCAACAUGGAGUUACUUCCACAGGUGCUUGAUGUGUUGCAGAAGAAACACAAUAUUAAGAUUAAGGCUAUCUGAGGCACCUAUUGGAAGACAUUUCAUGAAAACUACACUACAAAAGUUCAAAUAGAAGACUCUCCUAUAAUAAUAAAGAUGGAAUCAUUUGAAUUAUAAAUUUGAGAUAUUCCAUUUUUUUCUUGUACUUUAAGGCAGUCCAUUAUUCUAAACUAUAAACUGAUCCCUGAGUUCAUGUAAAUUGUUAUUUAAAGUCGGAAAAUGUAUUUGCAAUGUGUGUCCAAUCGUGGCAUUCGGAUUACGAUUGUGUUUGUAGGAUAUGAAUUAAGCCGAAACAAAAGAUUAUUCAUCCUACGGGGGUGGCCAUUUUGCCACUUGCUGUCGACUAAAAAUGACAUCGCAAGUGCCUCAGGGCUCAUUUUGCAAACAUCACAUUACCAAACUAUAGGCUCUGUGAUUUCUUUCCGUCGACAGCAAGUUGCAAAAUGGCCACCGACUUAAGUGGAUAGAAACAGGUGGAUUUUGCCUGCUGUAUUCCUAUUCGACAAACGCAAUAUUAAUCCUCAUACCGUGUUUAGUCUAGUAAGGCGCAUAGAACAUAAAGAAAAUUUUGGAGCUCGUUUCAGAGCAGAUAAUUACUGGUCCAUAUGGCUAAUUAAUGAUUACACUCGUUUGCAAUGAUUGCGUAUAUUUUUUCGAGUUACUCUAUUUACAAUGAAGAAAACAUUACAAAUGGUCAAAUAUGGAUAACAAAGUGAAGUUUUGAUGUUAAAGGUAGGGUUCGCGUGUAACUGUGAACAGGUAACAUGAGACAAAGAUAAAAAUACUGGUCAAGUCUCUCUUUCCUAAGUAUGCACAAUGCAAAACUACUCGGGGACAAUAUUGCACAGCCAACAGUUUGUUCAUACAGUACAGGUUUGUCAUGAUCAUGCAUAGAUUUUUAGGGGUUAAAACAUGUAAACAAUUGUGGUGCUAUGCUCAAAAGGUGGCCUCAACAAUGGUCCAAUGCUUGAUAAAAACAGUAAACUCUUGUAACAAAUAUAGGAUGAUCUCAGGUUUUUUAGUGCCAACAUCAAUGUGGACUAAAAAAUAUUGAAUAGACUAAAACAAGGCAGUUCCAUUAAAGAAAACCAGGCAACUAUCACAAAAGCCAGAUAUCAGCUUACUGCAAUAGAAGCAUUUUUUUUUUUCCUAUUCGGCCCACUUCUGAGAGUUUCAAGCCCUCAGGGGUGGUUAAACAACGUCCACAGUGAAACACGGGCGGGAGUCUACCCUCCCUUAAUCUCGUUCUCUAUUGAGGCACAAAC